Molecule: messenger RNA, 3027 nt
Organism: Argiope bruennichi
Lineage: Eukaryota; Metazoa; Arthropoda; Arachnida; Araneae; Araneidae
Exons: 2
Coding region: 73-3027 (984 amino acids)
Biological process (GO): DNA integration
Molecular function (GO): nucleic acid binding
Source: RefSeq, a predicted model, not a curated record
AUCAACCCUUUACAAUACGUUGAUAUUUGUGUGGACAAUAGAGAACUGAAAACCCUAGUUGACUCAGGUGCUAUGAUACCAGUUUUAAAUUCUAAAUAUGUGUCGAGUGAACAAAAAGAAAAAGGAAAAAUCAUUUUAAAAAGUGCAUUUGGAGAAAGGAUUAACGCUACUCUUUCGAGUUUUCAAAUAUCAUUAAAAGAUAAAAACAACGAAGGAUUUUCCAGACCUAUUGAGAUAGUUGCAGCUGUCACGGAUAGAAUUCAAGAGCAAUUCAUCAUCCCCCCCUCUGUAUUAAACUUAUUGGGAGAAAGCAUAAACCACAGCCGCAGCCAAAACACGUCUGGAUUAGAGGCGCCAAUGGAAGAGAGCUUUGAUGAAUUUAUGAUUUGUUGUGGAAUUAGUCAGAGCGAAGAACAACCGAGCGGAAAUGAAAGCGAUUCUUUGGAUAAGAAAAACAAAAUUAAUGCGUUGAAAGAAGAACAAAGAAAAUGUGAUACUUUGCUGUCAGUAAGAAAAAAUUUAUCCCUUGGAAAAGGAAACUUUUUUAUGAAUGAUGAAUUAAUAUUCCACCGGGAUAAAAUAUUAGGCGAAAAAGUGAAUCAGUUGGUUUUGCCCAAAAAUAAGAGACAGCAAGUUCUUAAAUUAGCACAUGAAUCAAUUUUCGGAUGCCAUAUGGGAUUAAAAAAGACUAGUGAAAGAAUUAAAUACAGUUUUUAUUGGCCAAAUAUGACAGAUGAUAUUAAAAACUUUUGUAAAUCCUGUAAAGAAUGCCAGUUGAGGAGUCCGGAAAAAAUGAUCGAUAAAAUUCCUAUUACUCCUGUUCUCCGUCCGGAAUUGCCAUUUGAGAUAGUAAAUAUAGACCUAAUAGGACCCAUUGAACCCCCUUCUGCUCGUCGGCAUAAGUAUGUAUUAUGUCUAAUGGACCAGCAUUCUCGAUGGCCUGAGGCUAUCCCUCUUCGUUCGUUAACGGCUAAAGCUACGUGUGAUGCUUUAUUGGAGAUAUUCAUGCGGACUGGAAUACCCAAUGUUAUUGCAAGUGAUAAUGGAACGAACUUUAUUUCUAAGUUAACCCAGGAAUUCAUGAAAAGAUUAGGUUGUGCUCCCAGAUUUACGACGCCUAACCAUCCAGCUGGGAAUGGCCUUAUAGAAAGAUAUAAUAGGGUGUUCAAAAAUUCACUCCAUCACAUUAUCAGAACUGAUCCGAGUAAUUGGGAUAAAUACAUUCCAUAUAUGCUUUUUGCGUACAGGGAAGUUCCUAACUGUACGACGGGUGUUUCACCAUUCAAGUUGAUGUAUGGACGUGAAGCACGAGGACCUCUCAGUGUUCUAAAAUCGAGCUGGUGUGGUGAUAUUGCCAUUCCGUUAAACAUGGAGAAAUCAGUUGUGGAUUAUUUACAGGAGCAAAAAAUAAACUUAGAAAGAGCUGCAGAGGAAGCAUCUCUCAUCGCUUCUGGUAAACAACAGGCAUAUGCAGAAUAUUUUAACCGCCGAACCGCUUCUAAGGAAUUUAAGCCAGGUGACCAAGUUUAUUUAUUAAUACCUGAUUCAUCGAACAAAUUGUAUGCCCGUUGGACUGGUCCUGGAGAAGUUAUCGAGCAUUGCCCUCCACAUUCAUAUAAAAUAAAACUUAGCGAUGGAAAAAUUCGGCAUUGUCAUGCGAAUAAAAUUCGGAAAUACUAUCCAAGAAUUAAUGCUGUAGGUAUGAUCUUUGAAGAUGAUGCAGACUUUGGAGAAGUUUAUUCAUCCCCCAGUUAUAAAAAUGUAUGUUACUGGAAAGAGAUAUUUGAUCAAGUGGAUUUGCGACAUCUUUCUGAGGAAGUGAAAUGUCAAAUCCUGAACUUAUUGUGGAAUCAUCAUUCAAUAUUUACCGGACAAGUUAGAGUUGCAAAGGUUGGUCAUCACAAGAUAAAAUUAGAGGACGAUAAAGAAAGGAAAAAACCUUACGUGUACAGGAUUCCUGAAGCGCUGAAACCUCAAAUAGACUCCCAAAUCGAAGAACUCCUAAAACUAGAUCUAAUCGAAGAGAGCUCUGCUGACAUUGCUUAUCCUAUAGUCUGUGUAAACAAGAAGGAUGGAUCUAUCAGGAUGUGCGUGGAUUAUCGAGCUUUGAAUGCAGUGACUAAAACCGACGAUUUCCCCAUGGAAGACGCAACGGAAUUAAUAUAUUCCAUAGGACAGGCAAAUGUGAUUAGUGUGUUAGAUCUUUUGAAGGGGUACUAUUCGCUUCCCAUGGAAGAAGAUUCGCGGGAUUAUACAUCUUUUAAGACCCAUAGAGCACAAUAUCGUUUUAAGGUAAUGCCUUUUGGGCUGAAAAAUGCAGCUGCUACUUUUCAAAGGGAAAUGAACAAAGCAUUGUCGCCAUACAGAGAAUUUUGCCGUGCUUAUAUUGAUGACAUUGCUAUAUUCUCCAAUGAUAUUUCCUCUCACUUGAAACAUCUUCAUUUGGUGCUGGAUAGAUUGGAAGAGCUGCAAUUCACUGUUAAUCUUUCAAAGUGUGCUUUCGCGAAAUCUGAAAUUUCAUACCUGGGACAUAUAAUUGGCUCAGGAAAGCAUCAAGCUGAUCCAGCUAAGUUAGAAACGAUCUCUCGUUUGCCCGUACCUGAAACCAAGAAACAACUACGUAGUGCUCUUGGCCUGUUCAACUAUUAUCGUGAUUAUAUUGCGAAUUUCGCCGAGAUUGCCUUUCCAUUAACGGAACUAACAAAGAAAAGGAGCCCUGAUGUAUUACCGUGGUGUGAAAUGCAUAGUAUUGCUUUUGAAAAAUUAAAAUCAGCAUUGUUACACGCUCCUACUCUACACACUCCGAAUAUGAGCAAACCCUUUGUGAUUCAUUGUGAUGCCUCGUCAAUCGGGAUUGGCUCGUGUUUAUCACAGACUGUUGAUGGAAAUAUGUGCCCUAUCGCUUAUGCAAGUCAAAAAUUAAACAAAAGCCAACAAUCUUGGUCGACAAUCGAACGGGAAGCAUUUGCAAUAGUUUGGAGCUUGAAAAAGGUGGCGACAGAUGGCAUCAAUGCAAAUAAACAGUAA